GUACUUGCCUGGGUUUUAAUCUAUUUUAUAAAAAAUUGUUCUGAGUUUGGCUACUAGAGAAGAUAAAGAAGUAGAACAGAGGCUUUUUUGGGUGUAAAGAACAAAGGUUGUGAACUGCUAAAACGUAUAACUACUUCACUGUGGUGUUAGAUUUGAGUCCAUCAAGAUUCAAGACUCUGUUUGAAUAACGCUUACCUUUUAUUUCACAUAAGGUCUAUGUCUUGAUAUAUAUAGAUUCAUUGCUAAUAAUAAUGAUAUUGAUACCAACGUGUCAGGACAUACGUGUGCCCUGCUGCAGCCUGCAGUUGUUGAAGUGAAAGUGGUAACAUAUACUUAUGAAAAUGACGGGCUCGUGACGGAGGAUGAUGAAAUGAUUAAUAAAGUUUUCUCCUUCCUCUGUAUAUGCAGUAAAAGCACACAAAAUGAGAUUUCAAGACACGAGUCCUAACGAACGCCAUGCAAUUUAUUAUUGUUCCAUAUAUAGCAUAUUAUAUCAUUUGGCUGUGUUAUAUUGUAUUGAUCUUGCCAGGAGUACAAGACGAACACCAACUAUAAAACAGACAAAAGAAUUUGAAAUCACAUGUAAUGUAAGUAGUAGAAUAUUACUAUUGUUUUAGUAAUUAAGUUAAUUUAAUUUGUAAUUUUAUCAAUUAGAUUAUUAAUUUUCUUUUUCUAAUGAUUUUGUUUUCCCCGACCAAUUCUAGUCAAAGCUCAUUUAAAAAUUCAAAACUUAAAAGGAAAAUCUAAUGUAGUUUACUUUUUUCCCUGUUUCCGACAAGAGACAUUAGUAAAUAACUAAAUAUUAGAGGGUGGCAGUGACUUGCCCUCCAAGCGAAAGAUCGUUGGUUCAAACAAUUUUAAAAUGACGUUUCAAAAUUGACACGAGACUACUACCAUUACUCUCUUUUUAAACACAUCAAUAGACUCAUUAGUCAUUAGCAUUAAAAUUUUAUUGGUGAGUGACAUCCUCGUGACUAAUCAAUCUCACACGAGAAGGUCCCACAGACUGGCGCAUGAGUUAUUGGCGUGGAAGACUUAAAAUGGCUUGGAGACCAAGCUAUUAAGGUAGGACAAAAGCUCCACUCUCGAUACGGUAACUAACACGUGUCAGAGAUAUAACGUCUCAAUCUGAGAUGCGGAAAGCCGUUUUGGAGUCCCCAAUGGGUCACGAACCGCGUUAAUUUCCCUAAUACAAAGACCGAUGUAAUUUCCGGUUUACCAUCUCUUUCGGUUUAUAAACCAUAAUACUACAAAAAUUCAGUAUACAAUUGUAAUGAGUUUUUUUAAUUUUAUUUUAGUUCAUGAGUAAAAAGAGUAAGUUCCUCUAUUAUGAAUACUGCUAAACCGGUUUGAACAAAAAAAAGAAUACUGCUAAACCGGUUUGAAUACCGUAUUAAUAUCUCUCUACAGUUAAACAAAAAGAUACAAUUUUAGAAAACAGUAAAUAUUCCAAAAAAUCACAUUAAAUAAAAAUGGCCAUAAAAGUAAAAGGAGAAUAUGGAAAUAAUAAAUGUCAUGACUUAUAUAUUUAAGUAAACAAUGUUCCUAAGAAACGGCGAGUCUUCCUUCUUUAACAUUUUGACUCAUAUCUUUUCUUUCUCUCUACGAUUCAUCACAGUUAAAAAAAAAAAUCAUCUUUAGUUUCUCUCUCUUUUGGUGAUUAUUACAGAGUUCGAGAGAUGGAGAGAGGAUCAAGAAGAGUAAAGUUCACGGAACAUUGCACGGUCAAACCCGUGCCAGCUAAACCAUCCAACGGCUCUCCGAGAGUGGUCCGAAUCUCUUUCACCGACCCUUUCGCCACUGACUCAUCAAGCGACGAAGAAGAAAACGACAAGGCUUCUCCGACUCCGAGAGUGAAACGGUACGUGGAGGAGAUUCGAUUCGGCGAAACCAAACCCCCGAGAAAAGCUAGAUGCAAGGCGGAGAAGAAAGGCUGCGGCGGCGAGAGAAAGGCUAAGGCUGACGUGUCAGCGAAUCCCAUAAAGUACAGAGGCGUGAGGCAGAGGCGGUGGGGAUCCUUCGCGGCGGAGAUAAGAGACUCCGCGAGCCGUACUCGGAUUUGGUUAGGGACUUUCGCCACGGCGGAGGAAGCCGCCGUUGCUUACGACCGAGCCGCGAUUCGUCUCAAAGGUCACAACGCUCUGACUAAUUUUCUUACUCCUCCUUCGCCGGAGGAAACAACGCCGGUUAUCGAUCUUAAAACGGUCUCCGGAUGUUAUUCCGGGAGCCAGAGCCUCUGUUCUCCGACGUCUGUUCUUCGGUUCAACGUCAAAGAGGAAACGGCGGAGGUGAAGCCUGACGUGGCGGGAUUGUUUCCUGAUCCGUACUCGUUGCCGGAGUUUUCUCUCGCCGGCGAGUGUUUCUGGGAUUCUGAGUUUCCUCCGGAGCCGUUGUUUGUGGACGAAAUCGAAAUCCGUAAACCGGUUCCGAACCGGAGAGACGAUGACGAACCGGAAGAGUUUUCGUUCCGGUUGAAUGGAGAUUUCGAUUCAACUCCGUGGGAUGUCGACAAUUUCUUCGAGCUUGAUUAAUUAAGAAAAUCGAUUUUUUACUGGUUCUGAGAUUUUUGUGACGAUGAUGAUGACGUGGAUGCAUCUAGGCCGUGUGCUUGUCUUUUCGUUCAUUGACGUGGACGGUUCUGAUCGGCUGGACGCUGGAGCGCGAGAAUAGCUCUGUUUAAUUUUAGUUGUGGCUGGUUAAGUACUUUAUUUAAGAUAAAAAAUGUCAGUGUCGCUUUAAGGUUUUUUGGCCCAGCAUUUUCGUUAUUUGCUCGUCUCAGCAUGAGGAGGCAGAAUAUACGAAGUGUUUAUAAUGUUUAUAUUAACAAUAUUUUUUUUAUCAACUGUAAUUCCCCAUCUUUUCCAUUGUUAUUUCGUACUUUGCAUAAAUCUUUCUAAUAGCAUCAUGUAAUGACAAGUCUUAUGAUAAACAAAAUCUCCUUUUUAGAAUUUGAA
Molecule: messenger RNA, 2954 nt
Organism: Brassica rapa (field mustard)
Lineage: Eukaryota; Viridiplantae; Streptophyta; Magnoliopsida; Brassicales; Brassicaceae
Product: ethylene-responsive transcription factor CRF6
Biological process (GO): regulation of DNA-templated transcription
Molecular function (GO): DNA binding; DNA-binding transcription factor activity
Source: RefSeq, a predicted model, not a curated record